Messenger RNA from Pieris brassicae (large cabbage white), 4636 nucleotides. RefSeq lists its product as uncharacterized. The transcript has 24 exons. Lineage: Eukaryota; Metazoa; Arthropoda; Insecta; Lepidoptera; Pieridae. Gene Ontology annotation, molecular function: metal ion binding. The record is from RefSeq and is a predicted model, not a curated record. Bases 48 to 4475 code for a protein of 1475 amino acids. Gene Ontology annotation, biological process: superoxide metabolic process.
GAGUCAGUGAAAAUGCUUAGAGUUAUAAGAUGUUAACUUGAAUUAAAAUGUCCAAUUUUAGUCGUUUCAUACCAAAGUUUUUGUGUGUUUGUUUAUGUUUAAGUGGAAUAAACGCUUUUGUACUACGAGCAUAUAUUUCACAACAUGGCCUUCACGGAGAAAUCGAAUUCUCUCAGAAAAACGAAACACUUGUCAGUAUUAGAACCAACUUGAAACCAACUCUACAGUAUCCUGAUGGAGUGUGGCGAUGGACGAUACAUGAAUUUCCAGUUGAUUACAGAGUUAUUUCCAAUGACAGAUGUUCCGAAGAGAAUUUAGGAAGAGAAUUAAUAGAUUUGACUGACGAACUUGGCUACCUAGUAAUUCCUGGUAAAGAUCACGCAGAAUUCGAGAGCAAAAAUUCUCUCAUAGGGCCUAAUGGCUUAUGGGGUAAAAGUAUAGUCCUAGAAACAGCUGAAAGAGACAGAGUAAUUUGUGCAUCAAUAUUCUCGACAGAGUAUCAGCAUGAGCAGCAUGCUUUCGCAAAGUUCACAUCACCAAUCGCUGGGACGCUGCACUUUAGAUGGAUCUCUUCUAAGGAGUACGAUGAAGCAGAUUCCUAUAUACAAGCUGAUUUGUAUCAUACAAAGGCUGUACAAGAAAAAGACUUCACUCAGCAUAAGUGGAAGUUAUUCGUGACGGAUAUUUUCGAUGCAGAUAAGGGCAAUCAUGAAGAUAAUUGUAAUGUUCUUCAAGCUGUAUUUGAUCCAGAGAACAAUGGGGACGGUAUGACUGUAGGAGAUUUAGACAGUCGUUUGGGGUUGAUUAAGGUGGCAUCCGAUCCCAAUGUACAGAAAACUAGAAAGCUUUAUAAAGACGAAGUUUUGAAUAUAUUGAGAAAUGAUAUGGAAGUUACGAAAAGGAGUUUGUAUGUAGUGAUUUAUGAUAGUAAGCAUACCGAUAGUUUUUUGGCAUGCGCUAAGCUACGGCUAAUGUUACCGAAGACCACGAAAUCCCUAAUUAAUAUGGAUGGAAUCCGGGGUUCAAUUGAAUUCACCCAGCGUUCACCAUAUGAUCCAACAUGGGCAAAUUUUCAACUUGGUUCUUCGGACUUGGACUAUGAAGGAAAUCUUCGAUUUGUUGGUUCCAUUACACAAUACAGUAUAAGAGAUCUGCCUCCGCGGCUUUAUGAGGCCAAAUAUUGGGAGACAAUGUGUAAUACCACGGGUGGCAUGUACAACCCAAAUGAUCUUGAUUUGAAGAAUACCCCACCACCAGGUUUGAGCACACAGGACCACUACGCAAUAGGAGAUCUCCUCGGCAAGUACAAAGACAGAACGGAGUAUUUGAACCAUAAAUAUUUACUUCCGGGCCUGGCGAAUGAACUGAGUGGCUCGUACUGGGAUGUCUUUUUGCCAUUAAGUGGAAAAUACAGUGUUAUGCAUAGAUCUGUAGUCAUUACAAGGCGACCACCCAAACGUGAGCUCUGUGGGACAAUCCAUUCGUACGAAUACGGUACUGACUACCAGACUCAGAUGAGUUCGGCUGAAGCGGUUUAUCGCUAUCCCAUAGUCAGUAGAGUUAUCUUCAGACAGCCACUUGAGAGGCCAUGGGAGGAUACAACUAUUAUCAUUGAGAAUAUGAUCCAUUCUGACGGCUCUAAUGUAAAUAACACCCACGAACACCGUUGGGCUAUACAUCAAUUUCCUCCGGGUGCUGAUUAUUAUAACUGGACCGCACGGUGCCUCAGUGCCGGUAAAAUGUACGACCCUCAUGGAGUGGACACAGACUCACGACAUCCAGAGCAAUACUGCAAAGUGGGGAUGGAAGGACUGUGCAGAAUUGGAGACUUCAAUACCAGACAUGGGAUGUUAUCUGUGGCUGGUAGAAAGAGGGACAGUGAGAAGUUAACGCGGAGACUCUUCACGGACACCGUGGUAGGUCUGGCGGGGAAGUACUCCAUCAUGAAGAAGUCAUUGGUGAUAUAUGACGAUCACGGACCGGUUGCUCGGGGGGAGAGGAUGGCCUGUUCUCCUUUAAACGGACUUUACCGUCGGAAGGCAGUGGUUCGCGAUUGGUUCGGUAAUGGUGACGAAAUUUCACUCAUUGGAAAGUUUGAGAUGAUACAACAGUCUGAAUAUGACGUCACCAAUGUGCAAAUAAAUCUGGACAAUUUGGCUCACGACGCACACAACUACAAAAUUCAUAUUACACCUGUUGAAAAAGAACUGGAGUUCCCGUGCGAGAAAACAACAUUAUAUGAUACUUACAAUCCAUUUAACAUCAGCAAAGCAGCCGAGCCACCACCUACUAAAGGUACAGCGGACCAAUAUCAACUGGGAGAUUUGGGAAGUAAAUACGGGUUACUGGAUGACAUAAAAAAGUUUUCCACAGCGUAUAAUGAAACACAGCUGACAUUACACGGACCGUAUAGCAUAAUUGGACGAUCGGUUGCCAUUCAUAAAGAUCAACGCGAUCGUCGCUGGGCCUGUUCAACAAUAGAACGUGGGUACAGUCCUUCUGAAGCGCGAGAAAUUCGCGGGAUCGCUUCCUUUCACCACCCGGGUGGGUUCGCAUAUGGGUAUAUACGGAUGACACAGUUAAUACACAACGAUGGAAGUACGAGUGAUACGAUAAUUGAAGUGAAGUUGCGGCAUCCGGGACAGUAUGACAGGAAUUUGACUCGCAACCAUCGUUGGGAGAUAUUUGUGAAUCCAGUUGGUGUGGAUGCGGCAGUCAAGGUGACAAACACGCGUUGUGUGGCGGGUGGAUACAGAUGGAAUCCAUAUUUCACACAACUCGCUGAUCCAUUAAAUCAUGACCUGUAUAAUCAAGAGUGUGGAGCUGACAAUCCAUUGCGGUGUGAUGUAGGAGAUCUGACUGCGAGACUUGGGACUAUAAGUAUUGGAAGUGAUCGUCAAAUGUUUGUCGAUAGCAACUUCCCCUUGGAAGGCAAGGUGACUGCAAUGGGCCGGUCUAUAGUUAUCAUGGGCCCUGAAAGAAGUAGCGAGAAAUUCGCUUGUGCGAACCUCCAACCGGACAAGGAUAUUAUAAAAUUUGUUAAUAUUAUGAAACCACCGAGAUUUGUUUUGGGUCAAUUCUUACGUGAAAUACGCAAAGUGAUGGGCGUACCAGAGUGGAUGGUGGGGGUCGAUUCUCGUCGUACGCGUAUACUACACUUCGGUGCGUGUAUACAAGUGUUACUACACUUCCAGGGACCAGAUGCUAACCGGCUCGAACUAGAUUUCACCAAAUUACUUGCAUCAGGUAGAUUAGAUUCGCCGAGUAUUUUUAUUCCCGGAUUUAUUGAUACGAAGAGAAAGCGUACAGUUUCAUACAAACUGUGUGGUGUCACGGAUCCGAAUGAGAAAAAAGCCAAUUUGGAGGGGCCAUUUUUGUUUUUUGGCCCAAAGUCUUUGGACAAAUUCAAGAAGCCGGCCUUAAAAUUCCUUGACCAAGAUGACCUGAUGAAGAUAUAUGCUGAGCCAUCGGCGAUUGUAGUAUUUAAUAACCAGGAUUCGUUGACUCUUUCAAGUGGCAAUUUUCCAAGGCUACGGAAGAUGCUAGAGGGUCAGUCUCUGUUGGUUUUACCUCAAGACUUUUUGGAUGUGCACCCGGAUUACAUCAGUAAUGAAACCCAGGUGCUCACCCUGCAAGGACCUUGGUCAGAACGAGAUGCUCAAAUGACUGAGACCUUUGAUAGACUUCAAGAUAUAUAUGGGGAGGGAAAAGUAUUAGGAGUUUUAGGUAACUCAGUAUCUCAGUCCCAACCUAUUGAUUACGACAGUGAGUGGUCUCGCGUUCGGCGCCAGGCCGAAGACGGCACUACCACAAUCACUUCAACGACAGAAGAAGACAAACCAGCUCGGAAUUUACCUAAAUACGCCCUGUACAAUGCCACUGGUCCUCCAGGCAAAGCAGCUUUACUAUACUCCACAGGAUGGCCAGAGCUCAAGUGGGAGGAUGGUACCACCACAGUCCUUGACACUCCAGUGGGGGAACCAACAGUGAAACCAACAAGACUAUAUACUAUACUCGUUGUGAGAUUUGCUGAUGGCGGUAAUACUCGAGACAAGAUAACCCUGGAGUUCAGCUUCAAGCAAUCUGCUGGUUGGUGGACAGCAGUGGGUGUGGAAGUGAAGCGAGGGUUAGCCACAAGUGGCCUCAACUUGCAGGCACCAGCCCCUCCAGACGCUCCUUCAGCUGUUCUGGGAAAGGCUUACCACUGUUCCCUACCGUUGGUCUACGCGUCUGAGGAGGCGUCCCUCACAUUUCGGAAUAUCCAGAUGCAGCCGUUUAUGGACAGUACUGAGAAAUUCUCGGAUGCAUUCGACUGCAUUGGAUUUACUACCGUGCCCAUAUGGUCUGGUCUAAUGGUAACAUUUAUAAUGCUUAUGGGUCUUUCUGUGUCCAUAACUAUGAUAUUGGAUAUAAAAACCAUGGACAAAUUCGAAAAUAGUCGUAGCAAACAACUAACAAUAACUGUUUCUGAAUAAAUGUGAUUUGAAGCGAAAAUUUAUAGUAAAUUAGUUUGGGAAUGUAUUUCUAAUUAAACAAACAUUUUUGAAAUUGCUAGUUGGUAAUGUUGGUAAUUGCCAGUUAUAAAUAAUAAUGGUAAAACUUAAUUUACUUGCUAAAGUAUUUUCUAGUAUAGAUU